CAUUCCGCUUGGCGCUCAUAUGAGAGCAGAGAGUGGACGCGAUUGGCUGUCGCUUCAGCAGCGCAGUGUCCACGCACAAAACCCCGAGAGCGCACCAGACGCACCACACACAUCACACUUCUCACACACUUUCUUCAUCGACACCAUCACACUACAGCUUCGGGCUUUUCUUUUUCGCUCGUGUGAUGAUAUCUUGUAGGAGAGUUAAGCACUCUUGACCAACAUAUCGUGUUCUAAUAAAGCUUUCCUUGGCACCAUGGAUCGCCUGCUGGUUCUCCUUCUGGGAUGGAGCUGCGUGUGUUCUGGAUAUUGUGCCAUGCUGAAAGAUCACUUCUCAAGACUAACGAAGGAUUUUGGACACCAAACGGACACGUAUCAGUCGGAGAAGUCCGUACAGGAUACAGUGUCUGAGCACAUGCAGAUGCUCUACAGCAAAUACACAAGCGCGAGCUUUCCGCUCCGGGACGGAAACACGGUGCGCAGCUUCAAAGCGCACCCGGGUACCAUCAACAACAAACAGCUUCAAAUAUUCAAUUUAACAUCCCUAACUAACUCAGAGGAUGUUCUCUCAGCAACGCUGCACUAUUAUAUGGGAGACUUUCUGAACAGCAGCCAAAGAUGCUUGAAGUCUAAAUCCUGUGCUCGUCAUGGCAUCAGGCGUCACAGCAACAUUCACCUGAGGAUCUGGAGCUUCGCCUCUGUGAAUGACAGUACCAGAACCCUCGGACACGUCCUCAUUAACGUCUCCACAAUGUACAGAGACUUCAUAUCUUGGCAGUGGAGGGACAUCACUCGUGUAGUCAAUGAAGCAAAGCAUCAUGAUGAGCUUCUCAUCGGCAUCGCUGUCGAUUCACAAGGACAACAACCAUGGAAGAAGCUCAUGUCUGACCAUUCACCCUACAUUCUGGUUUACGCCAACGACUUGGCUAUCUCCGAGCCCGAAAGUGUGGUGUCCACUCUCCAGAGACACAAAGGGAGCUUAGUGCCUGGACUUCAGAAACUUAGACUACACAACCACAAUAGCACUUUACCACACAGGACGAAGCGCUCCGCCAAUGUCCUUUUACCAUUGCAGAACAACGAGCUCCCAGGUCCCGAAUACCCGUAUGAGAUCCACACCUGGGAUGAGACUAGCCCAUAUGACCCUGUUGAGGACAAGGCAGCCAAGCGAUCUCGCAAGAAACCUCGCAAGAACCCAAGAGACAAAAACCCUCUUCUGCAGUUUGACGAACAGACCAUAAAGAAAGCAAGAAAAAAGCAAUGGAACGAGCCAAAGAACUGCGCUCGCAGAUAUCUGAAGGUGGACUUCGCCGACAUUGGCUGGAGUGAAUGGAUUAUCUCUCCAAAGUCUUUUGAUGCGUAUUACUGUUCAGGAUCCUGUCCGUUCCCAAUGCCAAAGUCCCUGAAACCUUCCAACCAUGCCACCAUCCAGAGCAUCGUUCGAGCAGUCGGGGUUGUCCCUGGCAUCCCAGAGCCCUGUUGCGUCCCUGAAAAGAUGUCCUCACUCAGCAUCCUUUUCUUCGACGAGGACAAGAACGUGGUCCUGAAGGUCUACCCGAACAUGACAGUGGACUCCUGUGCUUGCCGAUAAUGUCUCGUGUUAUCCGUUCACACACCAGACGCUGCCUGAUCAUCUGAGCUUCCUGUUUAUCCCAUUCCCAUUUUGCACUGGAUGAGAGACUACAUCCCUGUAGCUACAUGAAGAUUUCUCCGUUCUAUUUCUAAGGACAACUGCAAAUUUGUAAAGCUUCAUGUCUGAAUGAACUGUCUGGAAGUAAACCACAGAUUUUGCAAAAUUACUCACUCAUCUGAACACAAGUCAUUCUGUGACAUGGCUGUUAUAAACUUUUGAAGAGACUAUUGUUUUUUCUUUUUUUUCUUUGGAUGUGUAGAUUUUUGUGUGGUGAGGAUGUAGGGAUGAACGAUAAUAUGAAAAUGUACAGGGUUUUUUCUCUUUCUUUCACUAUUAAGCUGUUACUAUUACUUUACAUUUACUAAACUCAUAAUCUAAUAUUAACAUUCUUAUCUAUUGCUGCUAUAUAAAGAGAUAUAUUUUAUUCCAACACCAAAAUGUUUUUUUAUGAACUCAGUAUGUCGACGAAUUAAUCAGCAGCAUUGUAACGAGUGAUUUAGUACAAUACUCACAAGCACCAUUUGCUGUAGUCUGUUCAAAUAAGCUCCUUAAGAACAUAAAUUAGAAUGAUAAAUAAGUAAAACGAAUGAAGCAAUAUUUGUUUUUACUGAUAGAACUUGUACACAGACCACAAUCCUUGGCCACAUGUAGCUUCCUUUCAGUCUGAUCUCAGUCUGAUCUCAGUCUGAACUCACUGACCAAGUGCCCUUGUUGACUUCAUAUUGUGUAAUUCUACAUGAACGUUAAUGUGAUCAUGCAUUUUUUUCCUGUAAAUACCACUAUUCUGGCUCAGAAUAUAGUAACUUUGUGAUUUAGCAAGGUGUCACAAUUUACCCAAGUUUCAGAAAAAAUGCUUAGAAGCAAACAAACCUCUUUUUGUCUGUUAUUGUAAACGUCACAUAUUUUAGGGCCUUGCGUAUGAAUGUUUUUCUUUCAAAUGUGGAAUAAACUUCAAUAUGCCAAGUUACAAAUAACAGAGUAUACUAAUUAUAACACAUACGAAAAUAUGUAUUUGUAUAUAAGAUAUGGUUCUCCAAAAGUGCCUUCCAAAAAGAUAUUUUAAAUAUGAUAAAAUCAGUUCAUUUGGCAUUUAUCUAUAAAAUUAACAAAAUAUUUGUUCCUUCAUUCUGUUCCUUUCUUUUACUUCUUAUAUUUACACAGAAAAAUAAUGUUAGCCUCUAUUCAAAUGCAUGGUAAUAAAUGUAUAUUUUCCGAUUGGACAUUUUAUACACAUGCAACAUAUGCAGAUUAAAGAAAAAUAUAUGUAAAACUAUCUUAAUAUAUAACACACAAAAAAAUAAAAAUAAAAAAUACAGAGUGCUCCUUCAAUAAUUGUAUAAUAUAUUUUUACAGAAAGGCUUCCUAUAUACUAUACUAUGUAAUCUAUUGUGUAAAUGAUUUAGGUGUAAGGUUGUGCUUGUAUAAUAAGCUUCAUAAGAAAUUAUAUUUGUAUAUGGAAAUGAGCUUUAAAUGCAUUUAUUUAUUUUCUGUAUGUUACAUAUCCUGUCAGUUUUUUUUUUUCUUUUGGGGCAAAGAAAGCCUUCAGUGAGACGGAGCCUUCACAUGAAUAAUGUAAAUGCGUUUAGAGUUACUGACUGAAAGUUUGUUUCUGUUCAUUUACCCCACCUGUAAAGUUGCUUUUUUUUAAAAGGCCAUAAAUAAAGUUUUAUUGUCCCACUGA
Molecule: messenger RNA, 3314 nt
Organism: Tachysurus vachellii
Lineage: Eukaryota; Metazoa; Chordata; Actinopteri; Siluriformes; Bagridae
Gene: bmp3
Product: bone morphogenetic protein 3
Exons: 3
Coding region: 257-1591 (444 amino acids)
Biological process (GO): SMAD protein signal transduction; osteoblast differentiation; BMP signaling pathway
Cellular component (GO): extracellular region
Molecular function (GO): growth factor activity; cytokine activity
Source: RefSeq, a predicted model, not a curated record